GCCGCUCGGCCCGGCGGUACCGGUGAGCGAGACGCUGAGGUGCAAGGAUUGUAGACAAUAGUCCUGGGGACAGUUCAGGAAUCCAUGGGACAAAAAGGGUGUGUUUGUCAUAAAGCUGAAUGCUGCCUUCUUGUACUGCCACUCCCUCAGAGGAUAGAGGAGGAUAAAUGCUGCAAAGACACAGAAGAGGGGUCCUGGAGGUCCUGCACAAAUUGAUAACUGGAAAGGGUGCCCUGUUGCUGCCUGUGGAAGUGGUACAACAUGGCUUACAGUGUGACUCUGAAUGGACCUGGACCCUGGGGCUUCCGACUGCAAGGAGGCAAGGACUUCAACAUGCCCUUGACCAUCUCCAGAAUCACCCCUGGCAGCAAGGCAGCACAGUCACAGAUGAACCCAGGGGACCUUGUCGUGGCCAUUGAUGGAGUCAACACUGACAGCAUGACCCACCUGGAGGCCCAGAACAAGAUCAAAUCAGCCAGCCACAACCUGAGCCUCACCCUGCAGAAAUCUAAACGUCCAGUGCCAGUUUCAACCACAGCUCCCAGAAUUGACUCUCCCAGGGCUGUAAUUCCCCAUCAGAAGGUCAUAACCAACACCGCUGCCAACACGGACUUCACGGAGCGUUUCAACCCCAAUGUCCUGAAGGACUCUGCCCUGUCUACCCACAAACCCAUUGAGGUGAAGGGCCUUGGCGGCAAGGCUACCAUAAUUCACGCGCAGUAUAACACCCCGAUCAGCAUGUAUUCCCAGGAUGCUAUCAUGGAUGCAAUUGCAGGCCAGGCACAAGCCCAGGGUGGAGAAUUUGCUGGUGCCCUCCCUAUAAAGGAUCCUCACGUAGACAGUGCCUCUCCAGUGUAUCAGGCUGUGCUUAAAACCCAGAACAAGCCUGAGGAUGACAGUGAGGACUGGAGCCGUCGCUCUGCCAACCUGCAGUCCAAGUCCUUCCGCAUCCUUGCCCAGAUGACUGGAACUGAGUACAUGCAAGAUCCAGACGAAGAAGCUCUGAGGAGGUCAAGAGACAAGGAAAACCUUGCAGCAGCAUCAGAAAACAGUACCCCUGUUGAGCAUGCCCCGGUGGCUCCCAGUUCUGCUGCUCCUGCACCACAUGCUUCAGCACCUCAGCCUGCUCCUGCUGCUCCAAGCACAGCCAGCCUGAUGGCAGCACCAGCCACCACCUCAGUAGUGCAAGAGGCUUUCUCAUCCUCCUUCCAAAGAAACACUACCCAGUCGUAUACAGCAAUGCCAAUUUCUGGAGGCUACAGUGAAAGUCCUGCUCCUUCUGCUGCUUCAAAAACGAGAGUUGUUACUACUGCCAGCAUAAAGCCCUCUGUCUACCAGCCAGCGCCAGCACCAGUUCAUUCCUACACCCCUGCCAACACGGAGCCUGCGAGUCGCCCCCCCUGGGUAACAGACGACUCCUUUUCCCAGAAAUUUGCACCUGGAAAAUCCACCACCACCGUCACAAAGCACAUCCUUCCAAGGGGUGCUCCGGUGCUGUCUCCUACCACAAUUCCUGCUUACCCUUCUCCAGUUUCACCUCCUUCCCAGCCCCCUGCCUUAGCCCGGGGAACAGUGCAGAGGGCGGAGCGUUUCCCAGCCAGCAGCCGAACCCCUCUGUGCGGGCACUGCAACAGCAUCAUUCGAGGCCCUUUCCUGGUAGCCAUGGGUCGCUCUUGGCACCCAGAAGAAUUCAAUUGUGCUUACUGCAAGACAUCCUUGGCUGACAUGUGCUUUGUGGAGGAGCAGAACAGUGUGUACUGUGAGCGCUGCUAUGAACAGUUCUUUGCACCAACCUGUGCCCGAUGCCACACUAAGAUUAUGGGGGAAGUGAUGCAUGCCCUAAGACAGACUUGGCACACAAGUUGCUUUGUCUGUGCUGCUUGUAAGAAGCCAUUUGGGAAUAGCCUGUUCCACAUGGAGGAUGGGGAGCCCUACUGUGAGAAAGAUUAUAUUGCUUUGUUCAGCACAAAAUGUCAUGGCUGUGAUUAUCCUGUUGAAGCUGGAGAUAAAUUCAUUGAAGCUCUUGGACACACUUGGCAUGACACCUGCUUCAUUUGUGCUGUGUGCCAUGUGAAUUUGGAAGGUCAGCCAUUCUACUCCAAGAAGGACAAGCCCCUGUGCAAGAAGCAUGCCCAUGCCAUCAAUGUUUAGAAGAAGAGUUAUAGUCAGUAAUGCUGGGGUAAAACAGAUGACUAACUGGGCAAUCAUCAAGUUGAUAACCAUGGCUAGCACUUCUCUUGGUAAAAGCUAGACAUUGGUACUUCUCAAGUUUAACUUUAUCCUCUUUCAUAAAUGCAGAACGUGCUUUUUGUGAAGUUCAUACCAAAAACUAUGAGCAGUCAAAACCAUGAACUAGUCCAUUAUUAUAGCAACAGUUGGGGGAAAUAUUGAAAUUAACUAAAAACAUUAUUAUAAAAAGUAAUGUGCAAAUAUAGUUUCAAGUUAACUACCCACAGCAGUUUUACUGCUUAGACCACACACUGGUGUUUAAAAACAACUGGAAAAAUACUUCUGUAUUAAGUCAUUUUCUUUCACAGCAAGAAUGAGUAAGUGCCAUAUGUACAGUCAUCUGUAGAACCAAAGGCCGUAGCUUUCAAAGGGAAAUAAAUAGAUUAGGGCUUCCUCUAGGAAAAGUGAGUGCUGUUCCACUAUCUUGUGGUGCUGCCUCAUAGCAUCAGAUAUUUUAGAUUCUUUCCAAAUAACAAGUCUGCCUUGAAUCCAUAUGUAGCUGGGAAGCCUAGGUGACAAUCCAUAACAGUUCGAAAAUAAAAUGGUUGGGUCAGCCUUGCUAGUGCACUUGGCUUCUAGGUGCACAGUAGAUAAUUCACUUUCAAAUGGUAAUGGAAAAGGACAACUGGCUUUCUCCAAAUUGCUCUUACAUUAAAUGGAAUACUGCUGACUGGAAAGGCCAGCUUUUAAUUCAAAACCAGUUUUCCUUUCCUCCUGUGGAAAAAAAAAAGAGAUUCAAUCUUGCUUUGGUUUCUAAUUCCCACUGAUACCAGAGGGAGGUAGGAACCUACAUCUGGACCUUCACAAUAGUAAACACAAAAGAAACACAUCCAUCUAGCACAGCUAGGUUGUGGGAGAUAGCUUGCAAAAAUUCCCUCCUCUAUCCCACAUAAAUAGGAAAAAGGCUUUUUUUUUCCUAUAGUAAUUGAAUGUGUAUCAAAAAUCCAUAAGGCAGCAGGCACAUUCUCCUUAUUCCUUUCCUUACCUUAAAUGCAGCACAUCAUGAAUUGUAGCAAUAUUUGCCAUUGGAAAACAGUAGCUAUGUUCCAACAAUUAGGAUUACCAUACAGUCAUCUAUCCUAAUAGCUUGAGAACAACUUUCAAGUUGUUCAGACAGUUAUUUAUAAAACUCUUUUUUCAAAUAAGCAAUACUUAUAGUACUGAUAAUACUUUUGAAUUUUUGAAUAUCAGUGACUUUUAUAUGGGAGACAGCAGUUCUGUCUGAUGGAGUUAAGAUGGAAAGUCUGAUCACCAUUCAAGCUUUAUUAACUCAUUUAAGUGAGAAUUAUGAUGUGUGUGUUGACAGCUUGCAGUACUGACAGUUUUGAAUUAGUACUUCUGAGGCUGAGGAUGCUUUCUGUGGGCCACAUGCUGGUGCCAUCUGCACCUAUUUUACCUUGUGUUCUGAGUAGCAAAAAAUUACAUAAUAUUGUCUGUCUUGUCCCUCCCAUGGGUUAUGACCAUUUCAUUUGUGUGUCUUUUAAGGGAUGAAAAACUAUCUAAAGCUUGGGGAGGAAUAAAUGAAAUUUGGAGCUCUAAAAUAAGUGUUAAGUUAGCUGCAGGCAGUCUGCAUCUUGGACAAAAAUAACAACCUGAACUGCCUGUGGCAGUUUUGACAUGUAUGACCUGUAUUUAUUCAGUAGGUAUCUUAGUUUUCACUGAUCUUAGCAGUGAUCUGAUCUGAGUUGCUACAGGGUCAGAUUUUUGUAUGCAUGAAUUAUUCUAGAACAUUAGUACGUUAUAUGCAAAGCCUUUUUCUUGUUUGUUUGUUUGUUUGUUUGUUUUGGGGUUUUUCUGUCAGCAAGCAAAUUUUCUGUUUUCAGUUGGUGCUGGGCUGGUGUGAAUAUGGUCCCAUAGAUUACAAAAUCCAAAGAUAUGGCCCAUAAUAUUCUCCAGAGGAAUAAAUCAUAAUUAUGGAAGUUAAAUAUUUUUUUCCACUUCUAUUUGACUUCAUUAAAUACAUAUUCACAACAGUGAGAAAAUUCUACAUUUCCUUUUCAUUUUUCAGUGCCAUUCAACAAAAUGCUUUUUAUUGUUAUCUCUUAUUUGAGAGAAUUCACAUCAGCAUACUCUAUACUGAGACUGCAUUGAAAUGAUUCUUUAGGCAGAUUUGUGUCAGUGUUGGCCACUGACUGGGACUAAUCUCUGACUGCAACAUCAGAAUAGGGAGUCAGGCUCCAUGGGAAGGGCUUGUGAUGGACACUUCAGGAGAAUUUCAUGAGGUCCUUCCCCUCUGAUCUGCAUGUGUUUAUUUGUGUGUGUCUCAUUCUCCCCUCCACCUUCCCCUCCAUGUCCCUGUGAGCUUCCACACUGCGUGUCAGAGUUG
This is a messenger RNA of Melospiza georgiana, 4555 nucleotides long. It is a transcript of the gene LDB3, whose product is annotated as LIM domain binding 3. Gene Ontology annotation, biological process: actin cytoskeleton organization; heart development; muscle structure development. Gene Ontology annotation, molecular function: muscle alpha-actinin binding; actin binding. The transcript has 18 exons. Lineage: Eukaryota; Metazoa; Chordata; Aves; Passeriformes; Passerellidae. The record is from RefSeq and is a predicted model, not a curated record. Gene Ontology annotation, cellular component: Z disc; filamentous actin; stress fiber. The coding region runs from base 262 to 2151 and encodes 629 amino acids.